This is a messenger RNA of Chionomys nivalis (European snow vole), 3482 nucleotides long. It is a transcript of the gene Kcnc3, whose product is annotated as potassium voltage-gated channel subfamily C member 3. NCBI's taxonomy places the organism in Eukaryota, Metazoa, Chordata, Mammalia, Rodentia, Cricetidae. Gene Ontology annotation, molecular function: delayed rectifier potassium channel activity; protein binding. Gene Ontology annotation, cellular component: axon; voltage-gated potassium channel complex; neuronal cell body membrane. The record is from RefSeq and is a predicted model, not a curated record. Gene Ontology annotation, biological process: potassium ion transmembrane transport; protein homooligomerization.
AUGCUGAGCUCAGUGUGCGUUUGGUGGUUCCGCGGGCGCCGGGGGCUCGGCGAGCAGCAGCUGCAACUGGCACCAACGCCGCGGCCACCGGAGUCUCCGCCGCUGCCGCCGCCUCAGCAGUGCGCGCAGUUCGGCCCCGCCGCGUGCCCGGCGGGUGCCCCGCUUUCCCGUGGGCCCGGGGGCCGGCGCGCCGAGCCAUGCCCCGGGCUGCCGGCGGUGGCCAUGGGGCGGCACGGCGGCGGCGGCGGCGACAGCGGUAAGAUCGUGAUCAACGUGGGCGGCGUGCGCCAUGAGACGUACCGCUCCACGUUGCGCACCCUGCCGGGGACCCGGCUGGCCGGGCUGACCGAGCCCGAGGCGGCCGCGCGCUUUGACUACGAUCCGGGUACAGACGAGUUCUUCUUCGACCGCCACCCGGGCGUCUUCGCCUACGUGCUCAACUACUACCGCACCGGCAAGCUGCACUGCCCGGCCGACGUGUGCGGUCCGCUCUUUGAGGAGGAGCUAGGCUUCUGGGGCAUCGACGAGACAGACGUGGAGGCCUGCUGCUGGAUGACCUACCGCCAGCACCGCGACGCCGAGGAGGCACUCGACUCCUUCGAAGCUCCCGACUCCUCGGGCGCCGCCAACGCCGCCAACGCCGGAGGCGCCCACGAUGCAGGCCUGGACGACGAGGCGGGCGCAGGAGGCGGCGGGCUGGACGGAGCAGGCGGCGAGCUCAAGCGUCUGUGCUUCCAGGACGCAGGCGGAGGCGCCGGGGGACCUGCCGGGGGCGCGGGCGGCGCGGGCGGCACGUGGUGGCGGCGCUGGCAACCCCGCGUGUGGGCGCUUUUCGAGGACCCCUACUCGUCGCGGGCCGCCAGGUAUGUGGCCUUUGCCUCCCUGUUUUUCAUCCUCAUCUCCAUCACCACCUUCUGCCUGGAGACACACGAGGGCUUCAUCCACAUCAGCAACAAGACGGUGACGCAGGCCUCCCCGAUCCCUGGGGCUCCCCCAGAGAACAUCACCAAUGUGGAGGUGGAGACAGAACCCUUCUUGACCUAUGUGGAAGGCGUGUGUGUGGUCUGGUUCACCUUUGAGUUUCUCAUGCGGGUCACCUUCUGCCCGGAUAAAGUGGAGUUCCUCAAGAGCAGUCUGAACAUCAUCGACUGUGUGGCCAUCUUGCCCUUCUACCUGGAGGUGGGCCUGUCAGGCCUCAGCUCCAAAGCUGCCAAGGACGUGCUGGGCUUCCUGCGUGUUGUCCGCUUUGUUCGCAUCCUGCGCAUCUUUAAGCUGACCCGCCAUUUCGUGGGCUUGCGUGUGCUGGGCCACACACUCCGGGCCAGCACCAACGAGUUCUUGUUACUCAUUAUCUUCCUGGCUCUGGGGGUCCUCAUCUUUGCCACCAUGAUCUACUAUGCUGAGCGCAUUGGUGCCGACCCUGAUGACAUCCUGGGCUCCAACCACACCUACUUCAAGAACAUCCCCAUCGGCUUCUGGUGGGCUGUGGUCACCAUGACCACCCUGGGCUAUGGAGACAUGUAUCCCAAGACGUGGUCUGGGAUGCUGGUUGGGGCGCUGUGUGCCCUGGCUGGAGUGCUGACCAUUGCCAUGCCGGUGCCCGUCAUUGUCAACAACUUCGGCAUGUACUAUUCACUGGCCAUGGCCAAGCAGAAAUUGCCAAAGAAGAAAAACAAACACAUUCCCAGGCCUCCACAGCCUGGCUCACCCAACUACUGCAAGCCUGACCCCCCACCUCCACCCCCGCCACACUCCCACCACGGCAGCGGUGGCAUCAGCCCACCACCGCCCAUCACCCCUCCCUCCAUGGGGGUGACUGUGGCUGGGGCCUACCCACCUGGACCCCACACACACCCCGGGCUGCUCAGGGGUGGUGCUGGGGGACUGGGCAUCAUGGGAUUGCCUCCUCUCCCAGCCCCUGGUGAGCCCUGCCCACUGGCUCAGGAAGAGGUGAUUGAAACCAACAGGGCAGUAGAUCCCCGUCCCAAUGGGGACCCCGCGGCUGCUGCACUGGCCCACGAGGACUGCCCUGCGAUCGACCAGCCAGCCGUGUCUCCAGAAGACAAGAGCCCCAUCACCCCCGGAAGCCGGGGCCGCUACAGCCGGGACCGAGCCUGCUUUCUUGUCACUGACUACGCCCCCUCCCCUGAUGGCUCCAUCCGGAAAGCCACUGGUGCUCCCCCACUGCCCCCCCAUACUGGCGCAAGCCAGGCCCCCCAAGCUUCUUGGCCGACCUCAACGCCAACGCAGCGGCCUGGAUAUCCCCCUAGUGGACGAGCCCCCUUCCCCCUAGGCUCUUGUCACCGCCUGAGACCUCGCGAGACCCUCGGGUUCCCCCUGUCCCUUCCCCCCAGGUUACGAGAAGUCCCGCAGCCUGAGCAGCAUUGUGGGCCUGAGCGGGGUAUCCCUGCGCCUGGCGCCCCUCGCCACUCCCCCAGGCUCGCCCCGGGCCACGCGCCGAGCUCCCCCGACCCUGCCCUCCAUCCUCUAGUGCUCCCUCUCCCGUGAGGGGACUGGGGGUGAUGGGAAGGUCAAAAGGAGCUGGGAGUGGGGGCGGGGAAAGGGUUCUUUAAAAAAAAAAAAGUAGUCAUUAAUAAUAUGCAAAAGAGGUGAUGAUGCCAGCAGACACCCUCGGACCUCUCCCCACUUACUAGAGCCUCCAGGAUUGAGGGGGUGGGGCCGGAGCCUGUUCUCCCCCUACUCUCUCCCCUCCCUCCCAAAAAAAAGCAAACCUCAGGUUGUCAUGAGCCAUAGGACACUCCUCCCAUCGACUCCUGUAAAUAACUAAAAGCUGAUUCCAUCUUGGGGCACCCACUCCAGUUUGCAUGCCUCCCAGACCCCCUCUUCAGCAAUAAGCCCGUCAGGAGCUGCUUGCAGUGAGUUGAAGGGGAGGCCGCCUGGAGCUUCUGGGGUGGGGACUGGCAUUUUAGGGGUUUUCCUGCUCACCCCCCAAAAUGGUGACCCACCCAUCACUAAUUGAUUCAGGAAAAACAAACAAAAACCCUCUAGGAACAUGUAGGGAAAGGAAAGCAGGUUGAUCGGCCGCAGCCUUCAGGAGCUCCGCUGGGGGUGGGGGGUUCUGCCAGCAGCUCCCGGGCUUGGAUGACUCCAGCUGGUGCAUUCCACCCACGCCCGCCUCCAGGGAUCUGCUCCCUCUAUUCACUGCAUGGACUUAGCCCUCCAGGCCCACAACCCUCCACCCUACCCUGUCUCCACUCUAUCUCAGAACAUGAGACUAGCACCCUAGACUUCCGGAGAUUGACCCUGGCACCGUGCACUCCCAUCCCCGCGCGCUCCGGCGCCCCACACUUCCCACUUCCAUCACUCCCAGACCCAUCCACCAUUGGCCUGGGCUGCACUGCAGUGUUCUUCCAUCCUCCCAGACCCUUUCCUUGUAUCCCAGCUCACUUCCAGCCUCUGGGACCUGGCAGUCCUCAUGACCCGGACAUUGCUCAGAUAAACUCAAGCUUCCCCUGACCCCA